Mesoplodon densirostris (Blainville's beaked whale) is the source of this 1224-nucleotide messenger RNA. Its product is annotated as E3 ubiquitin-protein ligase RNF34-like. Bases 76 to 1200 code for a protein of 374 amino acids. The record is from RefSeq and is a predicted model, not a curated record. The transcript has a single exon. Gene Ontology annotation, biological process: proteasome-mediated ubiquitin-dependent protein catabolic process; negative regulation of extrinsic apoptotic signaling pathway via death domain receptors; protein K48-linked ubiquitination. Gene Ontology annotation, cellular component: cytoplasm; plasma membrane. Gene Ontology annotation, molecular function: ubiquitin protein ligase activity. Lineage: Eukaryota; Metazoa; Chordata; Mammalia; Artiodactyla; Ziphiidae.
GAGGGCAGUUGUGCUAGGAGCUGCUAUGGUGCUGAAUUCCCCGGCAGAGUCAACCCAGACACAGCGGUCGCGGCCAUGAAGGCGGGUGCCACGUCUAUGUGGGCUUCGUGCUGUGGGCUGCUGAAUGAAGUCAUGGGGACUGGAGCUGUCAGGGGCCAGCAGUCAGGAUUUGCAGGAGGCACUGGUCCAUUCAGAUUUACACCGAGCUCUGAUUUUUCCACUUACCCACCAGCACCUACAGAAGGGCCUAAUAUAGUUUGCAAAGCCUGUGGACUUUCAUUUUCAGUCUUUAGAAAGAAGCAUGUAUGUUGUGACUGCAAGAAAGAUUUUUGCUCCGUUUGUUCAAUCUUACAAGAAAAUCUCCGUAGAUGUUCCACUUGUCACUUAUUACAAGAGACAGCCUUUCAGCGCCCUCAGUUAAUGCGACUGAAAGUGAAGGAUCUACGGCAGUAUCUCCUUCUUAGAAACAUACCGAUCGAUACCUGUCGAGAGAAAGAAGACUUGGUAGAUCUGGUACUGUGUCACCGUGGGCCGGGCUCUGAGGACAACCUGGACACGAGCAGUCUGAAUUCCUCAAGGUCCCAGACUUCUAGCUUUUUUACACAUUCAUUUUUUUCAAACUAUACAGCCCCAUCUGCUACCGUGUCUUCCUUUCAGGGAGAGCUUAUGGGUGGAGACCGGACCUUAGGAUCUGGAGUACUGGCACAGGUGCGAAGUGAAAUAGCUUCAGCAAACACAGAAGAUGAUGAAGAAGAUGAUGAUGACGACGACGAUGAUGACGAGGAUGAAGAAAACUUGGAGGAGCGGACAUCUGGCCUCGCUAAGAAGAGAGUGAGAGCUUCUCUGUCUGACCUGUCAAGCCUUGAAGACGUGGAAGGGAUGAGCGUGCGCCAGCUCAAGGAAAUCCUGGCUCAGAAUUUUGUCAACUAUUCUGGCUGUUGUGAAAAAUGGGAGCUAGUAGAGAAAGUAAACCGGUUAUACAAAGAGAAUGAAGAAAAUCAAAAGUCAUAUGGCGAGUGGCUGCAGCUGCAGGACGAGGAGGACCACAGCCUGUGCCGGAUCUGCAUGGACGCCAUCAUCGACUGCGUCCUGCUCGAGUGCGGGCACAUGGUCACCUGCACCAAGUGCGGCAAGCGCAUGAGCGAGUGUCCCAUCUGCCGGCAGUACGUGGUGCGCACCGUGCACGUGUUCAAGUCCUGAAGCCGAGGACCCCCCAAGCUCGAU